GCGGAAGUUAGUGGGACUUCAUGGAUGGAACUGGGCGGGUCAAUUGAGUACAUGAACAUCAGAAUCGGCGGACGUACACUAUUUUCGAGUAUUUUCAAUACACUGGAGUUAUAAAGACUACAGCUGGCUUAUGAUCAGUCGAUAAGAAGCCACGAAGUGACAGUUCUGUUACCCUAUAACUCAAGAAUACGCUGAAACGAACAGAGGUUUCUAUUGAGUUUCGUUCCUCCACUCUUGGGACGUCUACAGAGUAUGUACAGUAGGACAAUGAGAAUACAGGAUAAUAUGCCAGAAUACAAAGCAAAACAUAUCAAAAAUAUGACAUGUAGGCCUAUUUCAACUAGUGGCAUCUAGAAUGAGUAAAAGUUUUGGCCUAGUUCAACCAUCUCUUAUCCAACAGAUCAAAAAAAUUCUUGACCAAUACCCUGAUGAUGGUCAAAUACUCAAGGAACUGAUUCAAAAUGCUGAGGAYGCUAGAGCAAAAAAAGUGAAAUUUUUAUAUGACCAUCAUUCACAUCGGACCAAAUACCUUUGGCACCGUAAACUGGAUAAGUUCCAGGGUCCAGCAUUAUAUGCCUAUAACAAUGCCAAGUUUACUGAUAAAGACUGGGACGGCAUUGGUAUGUUGUGUGACAGCAUCAAGGAAAAGGACCCAACGAAAGUUGGACGGUUUGGUCUUGGGUUUAAAUCUGUAUUCCACAUGACAGACCUUCCAAGUGUUAUCAGUGGUGAUAGUGUAGGAAUAAUUGAUCCCGAGGAGAAAUACUUCAGAGAUAGCGAUGGUAAAAGAAGAUCAGGUCGAAAAUGGCACUUGAGAAAAGACCGAGGAACUAUGCAGAACACCUCCGAUCAGUUUGCUMYUUACAAGGGAGUUCUUGGCUGCACUGAUGACUCCUUUAAGCGAGGUAGCUAUGAAGGGACACUCUUUCGUUUGCCUUUAAGACAAAAAGCUUCCAAGUUGUCAGAUACCAUUUAUUCACGAGAAAGGAUGACAGGAUUGUUCGAGKGCUUUGAAAAAGAUGCUCAUUUGAUUCUACUUUUCUUGAUGAAUCUUGAACAGAUCGAAAUUUAUGAGAGAGAAGCACACUCUUCACAACCUAGAAAACUAUUCCACGUUGGAAUCUCAAACGAUUGCUUGGCAGAAGUCAGGAAAGCGAGAAAAGAAUUCAGUACCAAAGUACAAGAAAAUGUCUCGGCUCUUUCAGGUGGUUAUUUUCCUGAAGUGAAAAAGACCUACACUCUUACCAUUGAAACAGUGCGCUACAACAAUGGAGAAAGCAAUAAGGCAGAGCACUCCUUUGUCGUUACAAUGUUUUUUAGUGGAUCUGGUGUGACUCAAGAGAUAAAAGCUUUGAUGACAGAUGAAUCGCUCAGCUACUUGCCAUUGGUUGGUGUCGCUUUACCUCUCCAGCAGAAAAUGAAGCAGGAAGACUGUAGAGAGGAAGAUGUUGAUGAUGAUGACGAUGAGUAUGAAAUGGUAAAGAGUAGAGGAAGCAGAAAGAAGAGAAGGGAAAAAAAUGGCGGGAAUAAAAGGAAGAGGAUGAAAACAAGUGCAAAUGAGCCACAGGGCCAUCUUUUCUGCUUCUUACCUUUGCCGCUAGAAAGCAAAAGCCUGACAGGUCUGCCUGUUCAUGUUAAUGGUUUCUUUGCCUUGAGUCAGAACCGUCGUCAUCUGAAAUGGCCAAGUGCUGAUCAAGAUGAAACAAUCCAACCCUUGACAGACAAGUCAUUGCUGUGGAACAAAGGGUUGUUGCAGGAGGUGCUGCCCAAGGCCUACGUUGAGCUUAUUCUCCAUGUCAUUUCAUGUUUGUCAGAAAAAAAACCACGACAAAGGUUGGCCACAAGUGAUGCGUACAGUGCAUGGCCAGACGUAAACAAAGUUGAUGUAAAAUGGAAGAGCAUUCUGCAGCCAUUAUUUGAUAAACUGUUGCAAUCUAAAGUACUGCACACGGAUGCUAAUGGCGGAGGCUGGUGCAAAGUGGAAGAGGUUCUCCUUGACAGUCUAGAGAAAAGUGAUCAGUCCAUGAGGCGAAUAGUGAUUGACCUGCUUAACAGAACGGGCCAAAAGGUUGUCACAGCUCCAGCACAUGUGAAAAAAGCCUUGCAGGAAUUCCGCACUAUAAAUCAUGUCACCCCAAAGAUAUUGAGAGAGAGUUUAAAGGCAUAUCCAUCUUGCUACUCCUGUUUGAGCCACCAGGACAAGAUCCUACUUUUGAAGUUUGUUCUCAGUGAUUCUAACUUCACAGAACUUGAAGGUCUCGAAUUGCUACCCUUAUCUAACAAGACAUUCGCUACAUUCAGAGGACGAGGGGAUUUUCCCAUUUACAUUGAUUCCGCUGAACACCCAAAGUCACUGUUGCCAGGGUUACAGGGAAGGUUCUUGGAUACAGACUUGGAUGACACUGUAAUAGACCAAUUGAAAAACGCAGUCGAUCAAGGCCAUACACAGUUACGUCACUUCAACAAAGAAGCUGUUAAACAACAUCUCCGCCAAACACUGCCUCCUGAAAGAUCCAACCAACCAACAAUUGAAUGGUUGAAGACCUUGUGGGAGUAUUUUGGUAGACAUUUUGCGCACUCGAUUGAUUUAGAGCCAUUUAUCGGGCUUCCUCUUGUUCCUGUGACCCCGUUGUCAAAUCAGAGCGAGGUACAUCUUGCUAGAAUUCAGCGACCAUCCAGUCUUGUUCUUGCUUCAUUCAACGAUGAAAGUAUUGACGAGUCAGUAUGUCACGUCUUGGAGGAUCUUGGCUUAACAAUCUUGAAAUAUCUUCCAGAGUACAUACGGUACUAUCCUGGAUUAGUUCCUACCUUCGCUAAGCCGGCAAGUCCAAGGGGGGUUCUAAGUGCUAUGUGUGUUUUCAUCAAAAAGCCUAAGAACAAGGAAAAGCUAAUAGAAAAGUCGAAGAAGCUUCACUGUAAGCAUAUUAGGAGUUUUCGAAAAUUCCUGUCAAACAUAUCACACGUGGACGCCGACAUGAAGGAUCUUCUUCGAGAACUACCAUUGUUUGAAACAUGGGUCGGCUGUAGCGAAAAUCAAUCUCGUUUUGUUUCACUGGAAGAGGUAAAGAACGCUGCUCCGACUGAUGAUGAACUGCCUCGUGUGAAGGUGUUCAAUGACUUAAUUGACUUGAGGAAGCCCCACAGUAGUCGUCUUUCAAGUUUACUCGGUACUUUACCCAUGCAGAAAAGGGAUCUCUUGGAUAUGAUGCUAGACGAUGCACUUAAUGAUAAGUACUCUUAUGAAGAGCUCGAUGAAAUAGUGCAAUUCAUCUUCAAACGCAUUGGCAUGUUUAGUGAGCAAGACGCAGCGUGUCUYAUAAAGAAGCUGAAACGACUACCAUUUGUGGCGUGUGAAAACCAAACGAGAAAGAGACCUGAAGAACUCUUYGAUCCAAAUGUCAAAAUCCUGAGCAAGGUCUUUUUAGAUGAACGGGUAUUUCCAGAGAAGGGAUACUACGCUCGACCAGAUGUUCUGAUACAUUUGAGGAAGUUGGGCCUGAAAGGAAAAGAWGGUGUAACUGCUUCUGAUAUUUGCAAGUGUGCUAAACUUGUAAACCAGAAGAAAAACRUUGACGAAGCGAAAAUAAAAUCCACUGCCAUCCUUAAACUCUUGGAACAGUAUCCUUCCCUGCUAGAAGAAAAGGUGGAACUUGUUCCAUUGAAGAAUUGCUUAGAUGACAUUCCUUGGAUUCCCGUUUUAAUGAAGAGGCCAGAAGCCUAUCCCACCAAUUUCCCCUUGAAAAAUAACAAAAAUAKAUAUUUUGCCUGCCCGAAAGAGGUGACAUCGCACGAUUUUAUCAACCUUGUUGGAAGCAUCAAAUUCCUGGUUGACACACGAGAGUUUUCAGGAGUUUCUGCUCGAUUUGGAUGGGAUAAGCAACCAAGUCUUCAGGACGUGAAAAUCCAUCUUGAAAACAUCAUUGACGUUUUCCAGAAAAACRAAAACAUGGAUAAUCUUGAAACUAAAAAAGCUUUCGAGAAAGUGUAUUCUUACUUUCAGGGAAGACUAAGAGAUGAAAGAGAGGAGAUCAAACAGAUGCUCUCGCCAUCAUUGAAGUUCAUUGUUGUACAGAAUAGUCUUCUUUCUACCAACCAAUUGGCCUUUUCGUCCCAAGUCARCUACCCGCCAUACUUGUGUCAACUUCCGGGUUACUACAGCCAAAAGUUUUGCCAGUUAGUUAAGGCUCUUGGUGUUCGAGAAUCCUUUGGGGUGCGUGAUUAUAUCAACACGCUAAGUGAAAUAAAGCGCAAGUAUGGAAAGAACCCAAUUACAAAGGAAUUUAAACAAGUGACAGAUAUAUUAAAUUUGCUWGCAGACGCCAUGGAAGAGGAGAAGGUCACAGUAGUCGAAGCGGUAAAKAAGUAUGGAACUAUUUUCCUCCCUGAUUCGAAGGGGUUGAUGAAACCAUCAACAGAUGUGUGUGUGAAGGACUGCUCUUGGAUGCCCGAUGAGAAAGGAGUCGUUUACGCAAAUAAAGGUAUACCCUUUAAUAUCUGCAUCACACUUGGAGCGAAGACGAGAAGACAGGAAACACUYAGYAAGCACACAUUUGGCAUUCCAUUUGGACAGAAAGAGAAGCUUACCAAUAGGCUUAAGCGGAUACUUAAGGGAUAUCCAUGCGACGAAUCAMUCUUGAAGGAACUUAUCCAAAACGCAGACGAUGCAAAAGCAACAAAAGUCUGUUUCAUUAAGGAUCCUCGUAAACAUCGAGAUAAGAGAGUCUUUGAAGAGUGCUGGAAGCCCCUCCAAGGGCCUGCKUUGUGCGUUUACAACAACGCACCAUUCACAAAGAGUGACAUCGAGGGAAUACAAAACCUUGGCGAAGGGARUAAAGGAGAUGAUCCAAACAAAACYGGUCAGUAUGGUGUGGGRUUCAAUGCAGUGUAUCAUCUGACCGACGCGCCAACAUUUAUUUCCCAAGGAGACGAGAUUGGGGAAGUAAUGUGCGUGUUUGACCCSAAUCUGAAGUUCGCCCCUGGUGCAAAUGAGUCAAACCCGGGAGUCAUGUAUAAAAAACUUCAUUCACUGAGAAAAACCUUUCCUGAUGUAUUUCCAUGCUACGAUCUUGAYCAAUACCAUCCACUAACUAAUGCCACAAUGUUUCGGUUCCCGCUCCGAAAUGAAGACAUGGCUACCACGUCCAAGAUAAGUAGCAAGGCGAUGACAGUCCAAAAGUUGGACUAUCUGUUGAAUGAUUUCRAGGAAGAGCUUCUUCAGGUUCUCCUAUUUGUUAACAACGUCAAGGAGAUUUCCAUUUGUAAAAUUGACAAGAAAACUGGAAAGCUGAAUGAGUCCUACCGUGUCCAGUCGUCGUUGACUUCAGGCGAUGAAAAGAAGCGAAAAGAUUUUGCUGCUCGUGUCAGUGAAAUUGGAAAACGUUUACAGAGUGGAGAAAUGUCUGUUGCAGAGAUUCCUGUGCRUCAAGUAUCCUAUGUUGUUAAGCUGGAAGACAGCAAAGGUUUAAGACAGAAAUGGUUUGUUGUUCAGAAGAUUGGCUUUGAACACGAAGAUAAAAUCCCAGGCAACAUUCAAGAAGCAUUUGAAAGAGGAGAUCUUGGUCUGUUACCACGUGGUGGAGUGGCAUCGUUGAUCAGUUCUUCGGGGGGUCACCAAGAUACUCAGGGAAAAGCCUUUUGUUUUCUUCCCCUUCCUUUCAARACCGGUCUUCCAGUUCAUAUUAAUGGACAUUUUGCUCUAAACCACGAGGAUCGUAGAAGCCUSUGGCGAGAUGAUAARGGAGACUACAGGAGUAACUGGAAUGAUGCAUUAAUACGACAAGUGGUUGCGCCAUGCUAUGUAACCUUACUAGAUGAGGUGAGGCAGYAUAUUUCUUUGUCGAGAGAAGAUGAUGGAAAGACGUACAUAAAAGGUGACAAAGACAAAGGAGAAAGUGUUCUUUCUAACUAUUUAGAYCUGUUUCCUAUAAACGUGAGAGCUCAGGAAAGUUACUGGACAGUGCUCUGUAAGGAAGUCUACCGCCAUAUGAAUGUAAAAGCCCUACCUCUACUACCAGCUCUUCGUCAAGAAAACAAAGGGAAAAAACCAAAAAGAWACGUGGUCGAGUGGCUGCCCCCAACAGGAAAAGGCCGUACUAAAGCCUUUUUCGAUAAUYUUGCAGAAGCCUCACAAGACGCAAGCGAAGACAUUGGGAGCAAAAGAAAAGCCGAAGAACUGCGGAAGGAAGAAGAUUUGAGGGACACUCUUCUUGCUGUGGGCCUCAACCUUCUUUGUGUGCCAAUGAGAGUAUACAAGUGUUUCAAGAAUUCCAAUGUGGAUGUAAAUCUUGUCUCACCGUUUGAGGUUAUUAGUUUCUUUCAAAGUUAUAGAACCUCAAACCAGUUGUGUAACGUCGGAAGUCUGCCUUUGCAUAUUAAAGAUACCCGGUUCAAGAGCAACAUUGACUUGCUUUCAGUUCUCAAGUAUUGUAAACAAGAMAAAACCUUUUUACAAAGACUAGAAGGUCUGCCAUUGUUACUUACCGAAGACAACGUCCUUCGGGUCUACAGCCAAUCAGAAAAAGUCUUCCUGAGUAAAUACUACAAAGUACUUCCCCAUUGCCAAUCGAUGUUUGUAMAUCACAAGCUCUUAAAUUCUGUCUUUCACUUUAAUGAUGAAGCUGAACAUCUUCCUUCUCCGGUUUUUAAACGAUUUGAUGUAGCUUCCUUGGCAAGUCAACUACCAAACGAAGUGGGAAAAAGCCGGUACACUACCGAAGAGAGCUAUGCUACCUGGGUUCCAGAGGACAAGAUAAUUCCAAACAGAAAAUGGGUCAAUCAUACCUGGAAGUUCUUUUCAGCCCAUAUCGAGAAAAAAAUCAAAGAUAAUGAAAAUAACAAAAGGGGCGUUUUUCGUAACACUCUGCAGGAAGCAAGAAUGGAAUGGAAUCAACGCCAAGAUCAUGUACCAGACGCAAAGAAACGUCUCGCGCAAGAAGUCUUAGAACCAGUCAAGGAUUGGUGCCUUUUACCAGCAGUUUUGCCUGUUCCACAUAAAGAAUCCUUUCAUUUUCGACACGUUUUGGCGCCUUUGAAAUUGGCUGAAACUGUGAUUUAUCUCGAAGGUUCAGGGUAUCCGUCGCUUAAAGAAUCCCUCAGGAAGGUCUCUAUACCAGAAUUACACCAUGAGGUAAUCGAGGAAGAAAGCAUCAUGACAGCAAUAAGAAUUGUGGCAGACCUAGACGACCCAAAGUCAGUUUUAUCAGCUCUUUUACACAAGUUUAAAACUGAUUCUCAGGCAUUUAAAAAUUUGCAGGAUAAUGAUUGCAGCAAAGUUUUGAGUUACUUUAGUGAUCAACUAUCCCUAUCCCCAUCCCUAUCCCCAAUGGACUCGAUGUGUGUCGAAAGUCUAAGAAAGUUGCCACUAUACGUAACCAUUCAUGAUGACAUCACCAAUAUCAGUGGGAAAAAGGCUUUCGUCCUCUCGCCAAGAAUUCCAAAAGACGACAUGGAUAUCUGGGAAGAAAAAGCAGGGAUUGUUUUCCUCAAAGAAAAUGAGACUCUAGACAAGGUAUAUGAAUUCAUUCAGURCCACUCAAAAGAAAACGUUGACGUCUACUGCGAGGUGAUCUUCGAGAAAUUUGAGGAAAUGAGCAAAGAAGCAAGAGUAAACCACCUGACGUUUGUCGAGGAAUUACUGAGAGAGUUAGAAUCCGAAAAUGAUGGUCAUCAUAUAAUAUUUGAAAUGAUGAAAAAGAAAGAAAAGCUACGGAAGCUAUUUAAAGCUCUCUGUAAUUUGAAGUUUAUUGCGGAAGAAGAUGGGGCCACUUUAAAACCAGCAUCUUCCUUUUAUGAUCCAUCCAACAAAGUUUUUGCUGCAAUGUUUAAAAACAACCAAGAGAUGUUUCCACCAGAACCGUUUUGUGACGACAAAUGGCUACCCUUUCUACGUCGGAUAGGACUCAUCCAUAAAGUCACUGACGAGAAGUUCGUGCAGUUUGCCAAGCAAAUCGAAUCAGAAGCUAAAACAAGGCAAGACGAUGGAACGAGAAAGAAAUCGGAAGCUUUGGUAACUUACCUAUUCGAAUCUGAGAACAUCGCAACCAGCAAACUACUGGAUGAUGUUAAGGAAAUAUGUUUCAUCUUUCCUUAUGUCGUCGAUCUUAGUCUGCAARGCAUCCACGAGCAGUAUGGCACGAGUGAAACUGGUUCACGGUGCAUUUGCUUUCAAGGCUCUGUAGCCUCCAAGAACCACUCUAUUACCUGGACAACUGCUAACCUCUUAUCAGAUUGUGCCAAUCCGUUUCGUUGUGAUGACUUUGAUCUAACAAAGCAAAACGAAAUUGCUCGACGACUGGGCAUUCUUCGAAAACCAUCCGUUGAUAUGGUUGUCAAUCAUUGCAAGAACAUGUGCCAAAUGAAUCCCAGCAAAAAGUCUGACAGAAAACGAAGCGAAAAAGGUCCUCAAAAAGUUGUUGYAAUAAUGGAAAGUAUUUACAAGUAUCUGAAAAAGAACUACUCUGGCAAUAAAGAAGUCAUUGAUUUUCUGAAGAACAUCCGCUGCAUCGUAGUUGAAGAUGGCAAUCGCUUUGUUCUUCCAAACCAAGUGGCCGUGGAUAUCACCUCUGAACAAGAAAUCCAGCCAUAUCUGUACAAGAUUCCUCGUGAUUUGGCACCUUACGCAGAAUUGUUUGAAAAUCUUGGCACAACAAACUGUAUCACUGCAGCACAGUAUUCGAUGGUACUGAAGAAUAUACACGAUGAAUGUGGCGACAAGAAGCUUCACCCUAACGAGAUACGCAAUGCUUUUAAAGCCACAAAAGGUUUUUUUGAAACAUUUAGUAAAGUUGAAGACACUGAGAUUAAACCUCUCUACCUACCAGGAGUGAAACAUCAUCCGUCUGACCAUUCCAUCAAUAAUAUGGUAUUUUUGAGACCGUCUGCAGUCAUUUUGUACAAUGAUGCUCCACACCUCAAAGAAAGAAUAAGGCAAUUCAAGGAAUUGAUUCUUGUUAAACUCGCUGACUGUGAACUGGAAGUAAAUAAUGAAGACCUGCUGGUGAAGAAGCUUCCUGAAUCCAUUCGUCCUCUCAUGCUUACGUCCGUGGUUCGUGAGGCCUUAGUGGAAGAAAACCAGGCCCUUUCUUGUUCCAGCACAGCACAAGAACUCCGGCAGGUUUUGACAUCACGUGAGUUUUGUCAUGGAAUGAUACGCCUGAUCAAACAUGCUGACUACAACAGUGAUGUAGAGACCAAAACAGAUAUCCCUGCCUUGGUACAAGAAAGAUUGAGAUGCAUUCGUGUGUGCAGCGUUCCUAACCUUCGGACGAAGCUUGURUACAAUGGUAGAGCAAUACCUGGGAGUGAAGCAGACGUUUCUUGCUUCGAGGAAGAAACGGUAGAAGAGGGAGAAACAGUGUGGGAGAUAUACAUCGAAAAGGAAGCUGAACUUUCCACGUACGUUUCAGUGGUGGCUGAAAUCAUAGAUAGAAUAACAGGACAUCUUCUGAAAACAAUGCUGGUUCAUCUUCCAAUGUUGCUGUCCUCAAAACCCUACGAAAUAAAGAGACUCUUGGAUGGACUUAAGAUUCGCGAGGACAAUUCAGCGUUGAAAAUUGAAGAAACGUGUCUUCCAACGCCUGGCAACUUUAUUCAUAUUACAGACCAUCACUUGCUGGUGGAUGACUUCACAGUGUUCAGUCCUGGUGAGUACGUUGGUUAUGAGCUUGAUGAUCCAAGUCUUCGAGGAGAAGAUGGCACCCCAACCUACAUCUAUGCAAUUGUCAUCGAAGAAGUCAUCGAGCACGGACAACCCUCAARCACAGAACCAAGCUUAAGAAAAUACAGAAUUGAUAUCGGAAAAGACAAAGAACCAAUUGUUGUAGACGCAGCAGAUUUGUACAAGUUCUACCGCCCGAGCCGCCAGGCAGGGGAACAGGGCAACAGUGAGUGUUUAGACAUGGAACCCUUCACUGGUUCUCGAGAUGAAAAGUCUGCCAAUCUUGAUGAAAUUCGAAACGAGAUCAGAAGAAUUCUCCAAGAGGCUUGGAAGCAGCCUGAAGAGAAACGAAGGAAGAUCAUUAAGCGUUUGUACCUUAAGUGGCACCCAGAUAAGAAUCYUGGAAAUGAAACGUUUUGCACAAGCAUUUUUAAAUUUAUUCAAACAGAAAUCGAAGUGUUAGAAAAAGGCAAAAGCAACAAAGAUUUCACCAGUUCAUUUUAUAAGACUUGGAAGAACCGAGCUCGGAGUCAUAAAAAGCAAAGGUCCUCUUUCAAUACAGAUGGUGAAUUUCCUUGGAGGUCAUACAGACGUAACCCCCAACCUGGUGAAGCAAGAAGGUGGUACAAACAAGCGGAAGCAGAUCUGGAAGCAGCAAGUAAUGAUGUUAAAUAUCAAAGAACCUCGUACGAAUGGGCUUGCUUUAAGUGCCAUCAGUCCGCAGAGAAAGCCUUGAAAGCAGCACAGUAUUUCAUAGAUGCCGAUAAAACCAACGUCCACGAUCUGAGGAAGAUAGCUCAUGACCUAGACAAUGAUAACUUGAGCAGGUUGGCCUCAAAGCUUGAAAGUCUUGUUGGAGAUUCAACACGCAUGCGUUAUCCAGACCGAGUACGGUAUCCCAACAUACCCCAUGAUGUAUACACUAGUUCAAUGGUAUCAAAGGCAAUAGAUCUUGCAUCUUCCAUCGUCCUGGAGGUGGAAUCAAAGUUCAACAUAGCCACUGGACAGGAUAACCACAAAUAAAAGACUCUCACUUUCGGUGACCGUGAACGCUGGAAAAAUAUAAUAGUUCGAAGCUGUUGUAUCCUUAAAGUAGAUUAGAUAGUCCACUAACUUUUAUUAGAUUUAGUUUUUGAUAUAUCUUUCCUUAAACAAAUUUUAACCAAGUUUAAGCCUCUCAAUUUGAAUGACAGUCGGAAAGCUGAAAAAGUAGUUCGAAGCUGUUGUAUCCUUAAAGUAGAUUAGACAUGUCGGUUAACUUUUAAUAGAUUUAUUUUGUCAUUUAUCUUUAAAAAACACAAAGCCUUUCGGACUAACAAUCGAAACGUCAAUGUACUUACAAACUUUUUUACGAGCUUUAAAUAAGUUUCCUUCAUAUUCACUUGUUAUCCAGUUGAGUUAUCAAAGGAAUUAUCAAUAAGGAAAAUUGUUCGCGUCCACCAAUCAGAAUUCAGUAAAAAAUUGUUGCGUUAUCAAUCUCGAGCCCACGUUUUUUCUGGUCAGUAUCGUGUAACAAGAGGCUAUCGGUGUUGAAUCUUAUUGUCCGCUAUUGUUCUGGUGCAACCAACAAGAGUGCAGUAAAGAUUCGUUUGAGCCUGAACCUCUCCUUUCUUGAAUGUAAAAACGAGCAUGUGCAAAUCUGACUGAUACAUUAACAUAAGCUUUARUCAGUUUGAUUUUCUCUGUCGAACUUAGAAUGUCAGAAAAUGUAACAGAAGAAAAUUAUAUUUAACGAUUUACUAAAAAUUUUAACUAGAUUUUUGAAAACAAAAUAUUGUAUUUUCAUCUUUCCAAGUAAAUUACAGGUUUUAUUGAAGUA
Molecule: messenger RNA, 11474 nt
Organism: Actinia tenebrosa (Australian red waratah sea anemone)
Lineage: Eukaryota; Metazoa; Cnidaria; Anthozoa; Actiniaria; Actiniidae
Product: sacsin-like
Molecular function (GO): Hsp70 protein binding
Source: RefSeq, a predicted model, not a curated record